GCUAGAGACCCUAGUUGGCAGGAUCCCUGUCCGGAUUCUGUGAGUCUUAGAUUGAGUCAGUAGGUUUGUACGUGGUGAGUUUUGGAACCGUCAACCCGGUUGUGCACUUAUCACCAUGGUCGAGACCCGUAGUGGGACCAACACUAGCCCCUACACCCAGGAGCAACAAGAGAAGAUGGUCGCCUUAGUAAGAGAUAAUAAGGAGAGGAAAGAGCUCCUGAAACAGGCGAAGCUAAAGGCAAUCGUAGAGGAGCAGGCGGCGAAGAUGAAGGAAUUGGAGGAGGAGAUGGAGAAAAAGAAGAAGGCUGCUGAAGAAGAAGCGGCAUCAGAAGCAAAAGAGCAGAGGAAACGCAGGGAAGUAAAAGGAGAGAGUAGUGGCACGGCGAAUGAGGACGCCGCCAUGGAGAAGAGAAUCAGCGAGUGGAUUGCUAAUUUAUCAUUGGGGGAAGAUGAGGAGGCAGAGUUUUAUGUGCCCCAUGACGAGAGGGACGCGUUAGCCAGUGAGCUAGCAGCAAUGGAGGACCCUCUGGAACGGCGAGAAAGAGAAGAAGAGAAGAAGUUGGAGUGGAAACUGAGGAUGAAAAGGGAAAAGAAGAGCAGGAGGGACGAAGUUAAUAGGCUGACCGAGGAGGUGGCAAAAAUGAGAGAUUGUAGACAAGAGGUGCAGGCGCAGCCAGACAUUUCUGCCAAGAUGGAUAAGGUGUUGGGUUAUCUGGAAGUGUUGAGUGCGGCCUGGAUGGAGGAGCACCAAGCAAUAGGGGUCAGGAUGACCCUCCAAGAACAUCAGGGUCAUUUGAGGCAAGUCUUGGAGAAGCUGAGAGAAACUAACUUCAAGAUUAACGCGAAGAGCUUGGGCCACGUGUUAGACGGAGAUGGCAUUAAGCCAGAGGACAGCAAGAUAGCGGCAAUUAGAGACUGGCCGAUGCCCCGCACGUUGACUGAGUUGCAGUCGUUCCUAGGCCUAGCUAACUACUAUAGGAAGUUCGUGAGGAACUUCUCUACUAUCGCCGCUCCCUUGCGCAGGUUGCUUAAGAAAGAGGCAAUCUGGCAAUGGGAUAGAGACUGUACGUCUGCGCUAAAGAAGUUAAAGCGCGCGUUGAUAGAGUAUCCUGUCCUCAAAGUAGCUGAUCCGUCUUUACCAUUUGUCGUCACCACGGACGCGAGUCGGUAUGGUAUAGGCGUCGUGUUCCAGCAAGAUGACGGCAAUGGCUAUAGACUCGUAGAGUUCAUGUCACCGAGGAUGCUUUCAGAGAUAGUAGCCACCUCGACGUAUGAGAGAGAACUCUACGCUCUCAGGCAGGCUUUAGCGCAUUGGAAACAUUACCUGCUUGGGAGGCACUUCAAAGUCUACUUAGACCAUGAAACACUUAGAUGGUUAAAGACCCAGGCCAAAAUGACACCUAAGUUGACUAGGUGGGCCGUUGAGAUAGACCAGUAUGACUUUGAGCUCAAACCGGUCAAAGAAAAGUACGACGUAGUUGCGGAUGCUCUAAUUCAGCAGGCCGAUGAAGCACUUCUAGUGUUCCUCGAACGCCUCCAGCAGUAUUCGGAGACGACGGCAGCUGAACUGCGCAAGUGGGAAGAGGAGGAAGCCGCCCGCCAGCAUGAAAUUCAACACCAGCUGGCAGAGGCAGAGGCAGCACGUCUGCAGGCCGCAGCAGAAGCUGCAACAGCCGCACGGUUGCAACAGCAGCAGGUCGAGGCAAGUCAAAACCAAGCUCGUUACCAAGCCACCAUGGAUCUUGAUCGCGACGAAGCCACGUACGCUAUGCUACUUCGACGACAACAUUUCCAAGAGACCGAAGAACAAGAAGAGCCAACCGAGGAAGAAAGGGACAAGGAAGGGACAACAGUUCUAAUGGAGACUCUACUGUACACAUGCAAUUGGCAGCAACGUGAACUGCUCGCCAUGCGGCAGGUCCUCAUCCGCCAUGAAACAACACUCAAGGCAAUGGACAAGAGGAUCGCGACCCUGCAGACCGAGAACAGCACACUACACGCCGCCAACAGCCAGCAGCAGACACUCAACCACCAGUUGCAGGCAGACGUCAGCAUGGGGUUGGCACAACUGUCAGCAGCUGCGUCAACGGUCAGUGCAGCGGUAGACUGCAGCCCAACUUUGGUCGUGCAGGCCAAGCAACUCGAGGAACGGAUCAACCACUUGCUCGCAUCCCUCGGCAACAUCAGCAAGUUUGCUGGAGCAUCGACAGUCAGCAGCUGCAGACGCUCAGCGACCACGUUGACCAACGACCGGCCGCUGCCGCCAAGGAAUGGAAGAUGUCGAACUUCAAGUUCGACGACUAUCACAAGACUGAUCCGCUGCAAUGGUGGAUGACUUUCAACGCAGAGGCGGAUGUACAUCACACACCCGCCCAUCGGCGGCUUGACGCACUCUACCUCCAACUCAUUGGAAGCGCGCAGGCUUUCAUGA
Messenger RNA from Chara braunii, 2431 nucleotides. The record is from the annotation of a GenBank genome assembly. NCBI's taxonomy places the organism in Eukaryota, Viridiplantae, Streptophyta, Charophyceae, Charales, Characeae.